AUGGCGACAUUCUCUCCCUCUCCGGCGCCGCGCCGUUCCUCGCGGUUGAACCGAGGCGCCUCGCCGACACGAAGAAACCAACGGCUCGCACAGACACCGACAUUCAUAACAGACACAAGUUCGGUCGCGUCUGCCAUGGAUAUUGACGAGCGGGCGUCGAUCAUGACGGACAGGAGCCUCUCCAGGAUUGGAGGGGAUGUGCUGUUUGCGAAGACGGAUGAGAUGUCGGUUUUGUUCUAUGCGAACCUGCCAUUGGAAGUCAAGCAAGUCCUUCGGACGUCGGACUUCAACAUCGAUCAGUACUCUGGUGAAAUUGAUACAGUAACAGGAUUCGCGCUUGUCACUUCUGUUCAUACGUGUUUUGUUUGGCAGCACGCGCAGGCGAUCAAAGGCAUUCCAACAUGCUACAUCUUCUCAUGUCCGAAAGAUUCUUCGCUUCGACCACCGUUCCAUGCGCUGGUGCCGCAAGGGCCUUCCCGUGAACCAGGACUCGUUCUAGUUUCACCCAGUGGCAAAAUACGCUUCUGGGAUAGUAUUGGGAUUGGAUUGGCUGGGGGGGAGAACUUCAAUGCUAGUCAACUUGAUGAUAUGGAGUACGAUGAGGAGGUAACGAAUUUAAUUCGCGCCGAUGCCCAAACUUACAUCCUCUCCACUUCGUAUGGAAGGUUGUACCGCCUGGUGCUGACAUCCACAGGAGGGAAAUUCCAUCUUACAAUACGAGGUUUUGCGCGACCCAGCUCAACAAGCUCGUUCUCUCGACUCAUCCCUUCCUUCUUCUCAUCUGGCGGCGGGGCUUCAUCGCACGGACUGAAAGAUAAAAGUAAACACAUACACGCGGUGUCAUUGGGACUGCGACACCCGGCAGGCGACAGAGAUGUGUGGGCGCUUGCGAAUGGCCAAGUUCAGCAAUGGAGCAUGAAACCCGAAGGCUGGGAGGACCUCGUAGCGGAUGUGGACUUGACCGAACUGCUUUCUGAGGAAGUACACAGGAGAUUCGACGUUGGCAACCGAGAUUCAAUUCAAGACUUGGAGUUGUCGGAUUUGGCGGUUUUCAGCGACGGAAAUGUUGCUGUUUUGGUAUCAUAUUCGGGAAGAGAGGUUUCGAACGACUUCCGGAGACUUUACGCACUGGCUGAACUCUACCCAUCCGGGUCCGGCCUUGCCGUCAAUUACCUGCAGAGUGUGCCUUACCAAACGACGAGCAAACCUGGACCUCCAGUCCAUCCUCGGAUACAGCCAAUAUACGGCGGAUCUAUCGUCAGUGUGCAAUUCGGGGAUGCUGUAGCUCUGUGUGCGCGACAGUCGGAAUACCGGGAUCGAUUAGAGUUGAAGUCGGCAAGUGACAGGACACUGGGCGUCGGUGUCAGCAGCUCAACGAAUCUGUUGCUCAUUUUGACCGCUACAACCAUGAUGAAAGUGUCCUUGGACCUCGAAAAAAUACAAGCUUUCAUUCCUGGAACUGGUCAUACCAACUUGAUCAAGUCCAUCAUGAUGCAAGCCAUUCUCUACGGCGCCUCUCCUGUGAACCCUCUUCGGUUCAGCUUUCCGCCUGAGUUGAACGAGGAGGCUCUGAUGCAAGGGGCUGAGCAACUGAGUCUUGCUGUUCUUAAAUCAGAUCCGGAAGUUGUGCGACAAAGUCCUGACAUGACCGCCCAACUGACGGGGCGGAAAGAGAGGCUUAGCUGGCUGAUCAGCUUCAUAAAUGAAAAUGUUGUACUCAUCAAGAUGUCCCAACGUAGUCGCCAACAAUUAGCCACAGACGCAGAGAAAUUGUACUCCUCCCACCAGCUGUGGUUAAAUUACAAUCAGUUCCUCUCAACAUCACCGUCGCAGAGUGUUCUGAAGGAUGCUGUAGUCGCCUUUAUGGACGAUAUCAAGGACGGGUCCCAUGAAGAUGUCAUGAGAGUUUUCUUCCGAUACUAUGUUGCCGACGUGGGCCGAUUGCUCAAAAAGGUUUCUGAUAUAGUAAACCUAGCGUCGAAGUCACCAAGUGGGAAUGUGAACGCCUUACUCCCCGAAGCGAACCGCAUCGUGGUGACGGUUCUUCGCUCCGCCUUCCAAUAUCGAGCUUACAACCUGGGUGUGUACGGCAUCGAGUUGCCCAUGAUCAAGAGCUGGACAACCGUGGAAUCAUCUGGAUCUGUGAUGCGCAGGAAAGACAAGGAGCCAAGUACACAAUUGCCAUCUCUUGCAGCAGUCCUCUUUGAAUCCAUCAAAGAGAGACUAGAUUGGCUCUCCAGUGCCGGAAAGGAACACCAACACGACGCCGAUGAGCUUCGACAAAGAUUCUCAGUGCUACGACCCGAGGUCCUUGAGACACUCCGGAGAUGCGGCCAUGAAGAGUCAGCUUACAACCUCGCUGAACAAUAUCACGAUUUCAGCACUUUGGUAGCUCUCUGCCACCGAGACGCCGUUUAUCCCCCUCAAGGCAACCCUAACGCUGAGCGGAUACGAACGUAUAUCCAUAAGUUCAAGGAGGACUUCACGACAGAGCUGUUCCAGUGGUACAUCCAGCACGGCGAAAUCCGAACAAUGUUUGAGCAAGAAGCCGAGUGUGGCCCUUACAUGGAUGCCUUCUUCCGGGAGGGACCCAACUCUGCAGUCUCGUGGAUCCAUGACCUCGGGAAAUCAAGAUUCGGAUCAGCAGCAAAUGCCUUGCUGCAUGACGCUGGACAAGCAACAAAUUUGGAAGGGAAACAUCUCAUGCUGAGUAUCGGGAAGUUGGCGUAUCUAGCACAAGUACAGGAGAACGACGUCUCAAACGAGUCCACUUUAGAUGCCUUCCACGAUGGACUAGACUUCGUCAGCGUUCAUGAGGGUCUUCUCCAAGAAUUCCGUGCCGUCCUUGUGUCCGCUCGUGCACGGCAGUCGUUAGACGGCCAAAUAGACACCAUCCUGAAGGCAAAAGGUGGCAAAGUGGCUGGAAAGCCUGCUUUUACCCAUAUCUUCAAGGAUCUUCUUCGGCAAUUGCUGCAAGGAAGGGCACUGUCAGUGGAAGAUGCCAUCGACGCCCUGACCUUGAAGGACAAUUCAUCAUCUGUGGAGGAUUAUGCGACAUCCCUGCAUCUACUAACCAAUGUUCAGGAUCUUCCUGAAGCACGCAAAGCUUCUGCUUUCCGCACAAUAUGGCGGCGAGUGUAUCUUCACGAUGAGUGGGUCGUAUUUACUUAUAUUUGUUCAAUUCCUGACAUCAAUCCGAGCUGGGAGACCUUGCAGAAGACUGCAGACAUCUCGGACGAUGAGCUGAAUCUGCGGUACCAAGGAACAGCGCUCUAUGUGACUCUUUGCUCCAUCCUCCACCGCGCCGACGGUCCCAUUGUUCAACCAAGCGAAGCCUUGAUGAUUCCUUCUCCUGAGGAGAUCACGUCGCGUUGGCCCGGCUUGUCAAUGGACCAGGUUGAAUCCCUGAUCACGGACUAUAACUCUGAGCAAGACAGGCUUGGAGAUCUGGACCUUGAUGACAUUUUUACUCGUAUUCAUGAAAUGGCAUCCCAGGAAGUGGAGUGGGAGGAGGAUUAA
Cyclocybe aegerita is the source of this 3519-nucleotide messenger RNA. NCBI's taxonomy places the organism in Eukaryota, Fungi, Basidiomycota, Agaricomycetes, Agaricales, Hemipholiotaceae. The record is from the annotation of a GenBank genome assembly.